Aspergillus luchuensis is the source of this 297-nucleotide messenger RNA. RefSeq lists its product as uncharacterized. The coding region runs from base 1 to 297 and encodes 98 amino acids. The record is from RefSeq and is a predicted model, not a curated record. The transcript has a single exon. NCBI's taxonomy places the organism in Eukaryota, Fungi, Ascomycota, Eurotiomycetes, Eurotiales, Aspergillaceae.
AUGCAAUGUCUCAGUUUGCUCGGCCUCUUCACUCGGUCAACAGGAAACGAACGCUCAACGCCCGUGGGCUCCCGAGUGCUCCUGCAAGUAGAUGACCCCUUGAAAAUCUCGUCUCCAUGUGUGUGUGGAACGGGUGGUCCCGCAGCCCGUGAGCUACUGGCAGCGUCAGACGAGAAAAUGAAGGCAGCAGAGAUGGCCCUGCACAUCCGAUCACCAGUCAGCUCAUUUUACACGCAGAUCAUUGGUGACGUUGCUAGAGGUCUGUGUGCCCUUGGGAGCCCAGAUGAUGGUCGAUGA